UAAAGCUCUUUCCAAAGAAGAAUUUUACACACAGGUGGCCAAGAAAACGAUAAAAUCUAAAUUUUGUAUCAAUUUGACUGUACUUACAUACUGAAAUCUUAAUUUCACGUUUAACUUCUAGUACUGAAUUAUACUGUUACUGUCCUAGGGAAAUAAAUUCUUUAAGAGCUAGAGUGAUGGCGGAUAUUAUGCAGACACUGCUUCUACUGCUGGGAUCAGCUAUGUUGAUUAAAGCUGAAAUUACAGUGGAUCCAAAUGGCUAUGUGAUGUACUGUCCAUGUAUGGGAAGGUUUGGUAACCAGGCAGACCAUUUUCUGGGAGCAAUCAGGUUUGCUAAGGCAUUAGAUAGGACAUUGGUUCUUCCACCUUGGGUUGAGUUCCGUUUUCCAGCACCAAGAUCAGUACAAGUCCCUUUUGACACAUAUUUCCAAGUGGAACCAUUAAAGCAAUUCCAUAGAGUGAUUACCAUGGAAUCUUUCUUUAAACAUUUAGCUGAUCAAGUGUGGCCUGUUGGGAAGAGAGCAGUUCUGUGUUAUCAAGCAAGGACUUAUGGUGCUAAAGAAAAUGAUUGCAAUGCUAAGGAAGGGAAUCCUUUUGGCCCAUUUUGGGAUACAUUUAAUGUGGAAUUUGACAAAUCAGAAUUUUACCAACCUCUAUACCAUGAUACCUCACCUAGUGAAAUAAACAGAUGGAAAGAGAGGUAUCCUGGAAAAGAUUGGCCUGUUCUAGCAUUUACUGGUGCCCCAGCAACUUUCCCAGUUCAGCAGCAAAAUGUUGGUCUACAGAAGUAUAUUAAAUGGUCAGAAAACAUUGCUGGACAAAGAGAUAAAUUUAUAAAAGACAAUAUUGGAGAUAAGAAGUUUAUUGGUAUCCAUCUACGACUUGGGUCAGAUUUUGAGAAUGCUUGUAGACAUAUUGACAAAAGUCCGAACAUGUUUGCUGCUGUACAGUGUCUAGGAUAUGGGAAAGCUUCACAAGAGAUGUGUUACCAGUCUGAGGAUACUAUUGUCAGAGAUCUAGGAAAACUUAUAAAAGAUACUGGGUGUACAGCAGUAUUUAUAGCAACUGAUAGCAAAGAUCUUAAAAGUAAAUUAUCCAAAAAAUUUGAAAAGGUAAAAUUUGUGAAGCACGAGCCACCACAUCCCCAUGUGGAUUUAGCGGUCCUAGGUGCCUCCGAUUAUUUUAUAGGAAACUGUAUAUCUACGUUCACAGCUUUCGUUAAACGAGAAAGAGACGUAAAUAACAAACCUACAAAAUUUUGGGAUUUCCCUCCAGCAAAAAAGCACGAGGAGCUUUAACGAAUGUAUUCAUGUAGAAAUCCGGAUUAACAUUUUGUUUACAUACUUGUAAAGUGUUUAAUAAUUGUUGCAAAUAUUUUUUGUAUUCUACGUAUAUUUUUAUUUUUACCUUUACUAUUUUUGCCAUAUACAUUGUUAAUCAUAUCCCCAGUGUCUAUUCUAGGAUUUGAAAAAUAGGGGGGAUUUUAAUUGAAAAAUGAGAAUUUUUUACAUUUGAUGGUCUUUUUCCUUCUUUCUCUAUGUAAAAUUUUCCCCCUGCCUCUGAAAAAAUAGGGUGGAAUUCUCAAAAACAUGAGUGAAUCUCCCCAUCCCCCAUCCUAGAAUGGAUACUGUGUCCCCAUAGGGGAAAUUUAUAGUAAUCAUUAUAUAUUAAAUUAUUAAUACACAUACAUUCCAUUGAGGGCCCCUAGCAUUAUAGUGACUGUUAACCAAAUUUUAUUCAAAUUACGGCCCUUUGAUUAUUUUUUAAUCAAAAUUGCCUCCUUCAAAAAGGUCACCUUGUUUAUAUUAUAUAGGCUUAAAUUUUGUUUUAUAAUUUCUUAUCAAUAGAAACGUUUAAAGUGAAAUUCCAUAAUUUUGACUGGUGUAUUAUCUAGAAAUUAUGCAAAUUCACUAAAAACAUAUACAGAAGCAGGUGUUCAUAUUUAAAACUAUGCUGUUUUUAUUGUGAUAAACAAAUUUUAUAGCAUGAUCCAAAAAUUACGAUAACUUUCUCUGUAAUCUUGCGUAUUUUUCUUAAUUUUGAGAAAAAUCAUUAACAAUUUUAAAGGCACAUCAAACCUGGGAAAUGAAAACUUUUUUGUUUAAUGGGCCUUUAAUGGUAAAGGUAAUUUUAAGGAAAAUCAUUACCAGUCUUAAAGGCGCAUCAAGCCUUGGAUAUGAAAACUAUUUUUGCUUAAUGGGCCUUUAAUGGUAAAGGACAAGUUACCAAAAUACUGGGAAUGGUUUGAUUGUGAAAAGUAAAGUUAUGUUAAUGCACACAUGCCAUAAUGUCUGGACGUGGAAACUGUCCUGGAAAUCAGAUGUGUGCCCCAGAGAGGAUUUAUGUCCCGGUAAAAAUCAAAAUCUGAGAUAAUCUAUUUUGCAGAUUUUAAUGCAAUUUAUUAUUAAUGAUACUAGAACGCUAAUAAUGGAACAAUUAUCUCCAGACAAAAUAGCAAAUAUACUAGAAAUGGUGACACUACUCCUUUGAUUAGUAAAUCUGUGUCCCUUCCAAAUAACAAUUAUUGGCAAUAAUUUAGAACAGUUAAUAGAUAUAAAACCUAAUAUGAUUUAAAAUUAAAAAUAUUUUGUUAUUGUUUUCAUUUGUUUAUUUGUUCACUCACCAAAGGUGAAAAGAUUAGUGUAUAAUUUUGUUGUUUCUGUUGGCGGUACAGUUGUAAUUUUGAUGUAUCUGUUGACAGUAUUAAUUGAUUGUCUUUAAAGGAUUUCCUGUGAGAAAAUAUUGAAAAUAUUAUGUGAAUUUGUAAGAUAUAUUUCUUUAUAAAUAGAAGUAGGUAUACUUUAAUGUCAUUGUUUUUGAAUGGUUGAAGAUGCUAACUUCAAAACAAUUGCUUCUCAAUUCAUUAAAAUUCAUUCAAACACUCAUUCAAUAUCCUGUAUAAAGAUAGUGACUGAAAUGUGUUACUGAUGUUCUAAUAAUACAGGGAAUGUUUGUCAUAUAUAGCUUGGUGUUUAUUGUUUUCAUAAAAUGAAAAAAUAAUAUUUUUUGUACAUGUUAUAGAACCAUUUUAUACUGCUUGUACUGUAAUUAAAUACAUGUUGAAAUGA
This is a messenger RNA of Ruditapes philippinarum (Manila clam), 3068 nucleotides long. Its product is annotated as GDP-fucose protein O-fucosyltransferase 1-like. NCBI's taxonomy places the organism in Eukaryota, Metazoa, Mollusca, Bivalvia, Venerida, Veneridae. Gene Ontology annotation, biological process: Notch signaling pathway; protein O-linked glycosylation via fucose. The coding region runs from base 177 to 1298 and encodes 373 amino acids. The record is from RefSeq and is a predicted model, not a curated record. Gene Ontology annotation, molecular function: peptide-O-fucosyltransferase activity. The transcript is spliced from 9 exons.